UUGUCAUGGAAUGGCUCGUGAAAAACGAGGGUGCCUUUGUUUGAUAAUGCAUACAAUUAUAAACAGCCCAUUACACUAGUCUAACGGAUUAACAAACAGGCCCGUAAGACUAUCAUUAUCGGCGAUCCUUAUCAGAGGGUUUUUAAAAUUAAUGAUUCAUUUAAUUAUUAAAUCAAAAAUACAUAAUAUCCCAAGCACCGAUCCUAGUUAUUUUGUAACCGAUCCUUAACACACAUUUAAAGAAACAUGUCAGCACCUAAACUAAUGUGAUGAAGCAGCAUCUCUCCACCGAUGCCGGUAAAGAGCUCACGGAGAAGAUCGGUCUCGUUUAUCAGAUCAACGUCGCUCCCAAGAAAUUAGGGUUUGAAGAGGUUACCUGCAUCGUGGAUCUGAAGAAAAAGUCACCAAAGAGUAUUUUCGGAUCGACCACAUGCUCAACAAUCGAUCGAUCCGUAAAAAGAUGGUCGAUCUCCUUGGCUAGGGGUGCGAUGAAGAUAAAGGGUAGUCUCAGUGCUGCGCAAGAAGUUCACCCCUGACAUUUUCCCAAAGCCUUGCCUUCGAAGUUGUGAACACAGUGUAAGAAUGGUGCUGCAAGCCUCCCUUGAACUCACCAUCUGAUACUUGUCUCCUACCAAAAAAACCUGCAGUAACUUAUCCAAUUGUAGGUUUAACUCAAGUCUAAUACAAACUGUCCGAGCUUCGUUUCUUCUCUGAGAAGGCAAGUCAACAAACACAGUUUCUCCUCUUUCACUGCAGGAGUUGUAUUGAAUUGAGAUAAAUGUUACAUUUGAUUAUUUUUCAAUUUCAAUCAACUCUGCUGAGAGCAUUCCUUCUUGUAAUUAAGAUGUUUAUGUUUUCAGGCUUCUGACUCGGAGGGUGUUGCAGAGCAGGAUUGUGAUAUGUUCUUAUUCGUUUGCAGUUGGAAAUUCACAGUCUGAUGGUGAUGAAGCCACUGCUGGAUUGGUGAUCAAGCCACUGCUGCUCUAGUACGAGCCAACUUGGACGUUUUGAUGGCCAUCCAUUAGUUUGCGGUUUCUUCAAAUCGGGUAGUACGUGUAUGGCUGGUGCCAGAUGUCCAUUCGCACAUAAAGUUCCUAGAGUUUUUGAUAGUAGAACUGGGUAACCUCUAUGGCUCUAUCUUUCUCUUUGUUGCCUUUCUCAAACACUUUUAUGAUGUGAAUUUCUGCUUGUUCGCAGUUUAGACAAUCCAAAAACCGUCGAGUUACUGGCUAGGAAUGUUUACAUGGGCGCUGUGGAUCCACCCAUUGAUCAAACCCUUAAAACGCUCUACCUCCGUCGCCUCAACUCGAGUGUCCACGAGCAGCACAUACGAGACCGUUUCAGCCCUUAUGGAGAAAUAUAAUCUAUUGUCUAUUUUGCAAUGAGAGGUGUCGACGGUGCGUUUCUCACGUACACAAGCCGAGAAGCGGCAGAGAAGGCCAUGCUAGAGCACUCCUCAUGGGUUGUUAUUAAUGGCCAAAAUGUUAAACUCUUAUGGGGAGCACAUGUGAUCCCCAAGGAAGCUGUGGUUCAGGAGAAUCAACCCCAGGACCAUGAUACGGAUGUUUCUAGAAUCCUUAUCCAUUGAAAGUUUAUUUCACAAAGAAGCAAAUGAAUAAAUAAUAUAUAAGUAGUAGUUUGUUAAACUGAAUGAAUAAUAUAUAUAUAUUUAUUGGUUGAUUUCAC
This is a messenger RNA of Brassica napus (rape), 1686 nucleotides long. Its product is annotated as sterol carrier protein 2-like. NCBI's taxonomy places the organism in Eukaryota, Viridiplantae, Streptophyta, Magnoliopsida, Brassicales, Brassicaceae. The transcript is spliced from 5 exons. Bases 270 to 536 code for a protein of 88 amino acids. Gene Ontology annotation, cellular component: cytosol. The record is from RefSeq and is a predicted model, not a curated record.